This is a messenger RNA of Mucor velutinosus, 1644 nucleotides long. RefSeq lists its product as uncharacterized. Gene Ontology annotation, molecular function: protein binding. The coding region runs from base 1 to 1644 and encodes 547 amino acids. Lineage: Eukaryota; Fungi; Mucoromycota; Mucoromycetes; Mucorales; Mucoraceae. Gene Ontology annotation, biological process: signal transduction. The record is from RefSeq and is a predicted model, not a curated record. The transcript has a single exon.
AUGGCAUUUUCCUAUCUAGAAGGCGGUAAAACCUUAGAGGGAGUGUCAGCAAUACCAUCUCUAGACAUGAUCCAUCAUGGAUCUUACUUUUCAUACUUGUCGGAAUCAUCCUAUUCCGCUUGCUCCUCCAUGGACGAUCACGGCCAGCAGCACCAGUACCAACACCAGCAACUAAUCAUGCGAAGAUUAGGCCUCUCUUCAGAAGACUUUGCUCAACGUCUAUUGGCAUCUCGAAACGACCAUCCGUAUAACAUGGCUACAUUGGACGCUUCUCGCAACCAGAUAUCAAUCAUACAUCCCUCCCUCUUAUCAUGCUUUACUCAUCUCACGCAACUGAAUCUGUGCUGCAAUCAUCUAUCCGCCAUACCAGAAGCCAUUCUUUGCCUGGAUCAAUUGCAGCAGCUGUAUCUAUCGGAAAACCAAAUCGAAGCCAUGCCUGAAGCCAUGCCACUCUGUCUGACGGAGCUGACGGUAUUGAAUUUAGACAGCAAUCGCAUGAACGUACUUCCAGAAAGCAUAGGGCAUUGGAAAAAGCUACGCGAGUUUCGCCUAGGCUCGGAAUAUGGAGGCAAUAUGAUAGAGGUGCUGCCAGUGUCCGUGUCUGACAUGCAAGCCUUGGUGGAACUGGAUCUUUCCUUUAAUGAUUUACAACAUGUUGGCACAUUGCAAGGAUUACAAAACCUCAAAUAUCUGAAUCUCAGUCAUAACCGCAUAAAAUAUCUGCCCAUUUUGACUGAUGAUUGCUUUCAAUUGAACACGCUGGAUGUAUCAGACAACCUCAUACGGACGAUUCCACAUAGCACGGCCAGCAGCGUCUUGCGUUUGAUGCGACAUGGUCGAUUGCAAGUACUCAAUCUGAGCAACAACAGAUUAGAGCUUGUGCCAACAGAGAUGCUGGAUCAAACACAGACUCAAGUCAUCAUACAAGGAAAUCCAUUCACCUUAUCAUCGCUUCAGCACCAAAAUGUGAUACAAGAUGACAAUGAGGAAGAGGAGGAAGAUCCUACAGUAAUAUGGCAAAAUGAGACAUACACUACUGUAAGGGAUUUGAUACAAACUGCUAUACCUAUGAUGGACUAUCACUUGUAUCAGAAUGACCAACAAGAACCCCCUUCGAUGGAAGAAAGCUCUGCAACACAUCAUGACCCUACAGAGCAAGACAUCAGCAUCCACCAGAAUCAAGGCCAGCCAAUCUACUUGGUGCACUCUCUGCGUGAAAUUGCAUUGAGAUUGCUUGUUUUGGAAGGCGAUCAAUUGCUGCUCUCAGAUGUGCCAGAACAUUUAGCAGAAGAUAUCCGAGAAAACUUACAUCUGUGUCCACACUGUCGCUCUCCUUUUAUACACGAAUGGGUCAGUACAGCUCAACUACGCACAUAUCAAUCGCAUCGAUCUGUGCCGAGGCAAGUGCGCUUUUGCGGUACAGCAUGCUGGUUAGCUUACAAGGACAUGUUGCAGCAACAGGCAUUGGCAACACAGAGUGAGGUGCACAUCACACAGCAACGACACAAUGCACUCACUUACAUAGCACAAAAUGGACAUGUAUUGGAGCCUGGUUCUUUUGAAUGGGUCAUGGCUGCAAGUUUAGCAGCAGCCGCCCAAGAAGAACAAGCUGAUUUAUUAGCAAAUGCAAUGAUGAUGAUGUGA